Molecule: messenger RNA, 1132 nt
Organism: Episyrphus balteatus (marmalade hoverfly)
Lineage: Eukaryota; Metazoa; Arthropoda; Insecta; Diptera; Syrphidae
Gene: Spt7
Exons: 5
Coding region: 119-1090 (323 amino acids)
Cellular component (GO): SAGA complex
Molecular function (GO): transcription coactivator activity
Source: RefSeq, a predicted model, not a curated record
AAAAAUUUAAUUGAAGUUUUGCAUGUGCUUAAGAACGCGUUCGAAUUUUUAUCCAAAUGUAUUCCGAUAAUUUUGUGUUGGUGUAAAGUUUCAAGAAAAUAAAAACUAAUUAACAACAAUGAAACGCACACUUUGGGGCAGUAUUACCGAAAAGCACGAAGAAACACUUUUCAAUAAACUCGUUUCACAAACAGUAAAACAACAAAAAUUAAGUGAAGCUGUAAAAAAUAAACCCAAACCAAAGGAACUUCAAGUGUCUGUUAAAGUAAAGAAUCCUUUAGUUACACAAACAAUUGAAGUCAUGAAACAAACUGAAAUGUUGCAAUCUCUAAUUGAUACCUAUUCCAAUAAAUCUGGUUCCAAUAACUAUCUACUUAACCCAUGUCAAAUGAUUCCUCAAGUUGAUUUUCCACCUGAAAAUGCCACCGAUUUCGUUAACGAUGAUAAAUUCGCCAAACCACUUUGGUUUAUCCCGCCAAAUCAAACCGAUUUCACACGAGGUGUACCCAAAGAAUAUCCCCAAAUCAAUAGAAAAGUUUGCAAGGAAUCACUUCGAAAAGCAAUUUGCGGUCAACUGUGCAUCGCUGGUUUCACAGACACCGCGGAAAGCGCUCUGGUCUUGUUUACUGAUGCCCUUGAAGAGUUUAUCAGAAAUUUUAUUAUGCAAAUUAAAGAUAUCCAAACUAAUGAGUACAAAGAUAGACAAUGUUCAAUUGAUAUCUUGACACUGGAGAGAGCCUAUUAUGCUUUGACUAGCACUUCACUAACAGCAAUUCAUAAUUACUUCAAGAACAAUCUAAUUGCUCGUAAUCGUUCUGAGAUUCGAGAAUUCCGUGGAGUUCUACAAGAAUACGAUAAAUUGAUGAAAGAAAGUCUAGACUUUACUGGAACUGGUGUAGCAUCGGCGCAGGACAAUCCAGUACCUUCAACUUCUUCUGGUCAUGUUGUUGGUUAUAUUGAAGGGCAAGAUCACAUAACAGUGCAGAACUCAAGCGUUUUUAGUGUGCAUGGAAAGAUUGUUGAGGCGGAUAGCACCCAAGAGGAACAAAUUCAUUACACAAAUGAACCGUCUUCAUCAACUGAUCAAUAGUUUUAAGUUAGUAAUAAAAUUAAUAUUUUAGAUUUACGUAUA